Acanthocheilonema viteae is the source of this 414-nucleotide messenger RNA. The record is from the annotation of a GenBank genome assembly. NCBI's taxonomy places the organism in Eukaryota, Metazoa, Nematoda, Chromadorea, Rhabditida, Onchocercidae.
AUGAUUACGAUAACUACAGUAACAACUAAUACAUUACCAUUAUUGCUAUUAUUAUUGCCAAAUAUGGCAUUCUUCUUUGGAUCCAGUAUUAAUCAAAAUCAUUGUAAUCGUUUAAAACUUGAACAAUGUUUCCAAACUGCCUUUCAGACAAUGCGUAUUACACGAAAUAUUGAAAACGAUCAAAUUCGGCCAUCGGAAACAUCAAAUAUACGUUCGUUAAGAAGCGUAACACAUGUUAUGAUGCCGAGAAAUCAGCAUCUCUGUGCCGCAAACCGACAUUAUUUAUCGUGUUUCAACAACGAGGAAUGCAAGGAUGAUUACACGGCACAUGUUGCUUCAACUGUAUUUAAUCAAAUUCAUGGACGUACUUUACCGAUACAGAUGUUUUUAGCACAUCGAGGAUAUGCUGUACAA